CGAACGUCGUCGCGUCAUGGCGCUCAUCAACGCCCUCUCCUCGCUGUCCCUCGCGUCCGCGCCCCGCACGUCGGGCGUCGGGUUCAAGAAGUCCGUCGCGUCCUUCGUCGUCUCGCCCCCGAAGGUCUCCGGCUCGGCCAGCGCGCGCGGGGUUUUGCACAUCUCGUGCAAGCAGAACAAAAAAGCCCGGGCGCUUCAGAGCGUCCAAGAGCGCUUGUAUAACAAGGCGAGGAAGAGCGAGAUCACGACGCGCAUGAAGAAGGUGUUCGUCAAGGCGUCGGCGCUCAAGGAGGGCGCGUGCACGGAGGAGGACAUCGGCGCGUUGGAGACGCUCAUCUCCGAGGCGACGAAGGCGGUGGACAAGGCGGUGGCGAAGGGGGUGCUGCACAAGAACACGGGCGCGCGCAGGAAGGCGAGGAUGUCCAAGUACAAGCACGAGCUUCGCAAGGAGAAGGGGCUCAUGACCGCGUGAUUUGAUCGAUCAGUAUUUAUUGCUUCUUCAGUGCGAAUUCAUUCGUUCACUUCGCGCAGCCGUGCUAGGCGGGGCGGACGGGGAGGAGGUCGCGCCGCUCGAGGGUGAUUUUUUAGCGGAGGACCGCGUCGGCGUCGGCGCCGUCGCGGUCCUCUCGUCGUUGUGAAUAAUAAACGCGUAGGUUCAUCG
This is a messenger RNA of Micromonas pusilla CCMP1545, 661 nucleotides long. RefSeq lists its product as uncharacterized. The transcript has 2 exons. Gene Ontology annotation, cellular component: ribosome; small ribosomal subunit. The coding region runs from base 17 to 472 and encodes 151 amino acids. Gene Ontology annotation, molecular function: small ribosomal subunit rRNA binding; structural constituent of ribosome. Gene Ontology annotation, biological process: translation. NCBI's taxonomy places the organism in Eukaryota, Viridiplantae, Chlorophyta, Mamiellophyceae, Mamiellales, Mamiellaceae. The record is from RefSeq and is a predicted model, not a curated record.